Rhineura floridana is the source of this 2098-nucleotide messenger RNA. RefSeq names its product coiled-coil domain containing 112 (gene CCDC112). The transcript has 11 exons. Bases 244 to 1770 code for a protein of 508 amino acids. The record is from RefSeq and is a predicted model, not a curated record. Lineage: Eukaryota; Metazoa; Chordata; Lepidosauria; Squamata; Rhineuridae.
UGUAUUGUUUUGCAGGUUAGAUUUAUCCAUUGCUUUUAAUACGUAAGAAUAACAGCAACAAAAGAAAAGUGCCACCGAGUUGGGAAACCGCACCUGUACCUUCUAUUGUACAGUAUGCAACGAUCAAGGAGUUAGCCCCGCCCACAGCGUGACGCUUACUGAGUCACCUGCUUUACGUAGCCCAUACAGAUGGAGAGCGUUAUGUGUCGAUGACGUAGGCCCGCCUGUUUGUCGGCUUCCAACAUGGCUGCCCUGGCAACGGCGGCGCCUGCGGGGGUAACUAGGAACCACCAGAACUGGAAGAUGAAAGUUGAUCGGUUUAAGAAAGCUGAAUUUAUAAGAAAAGGGGACAAACUAAAAAACCAACUUCUGAACAUUGAAAAGGAUAAAAACAUCCUUCUCUUCAACAAGAAGAGUGACUUUAGGACAGAAUAUAGCAUACUGGAAGAACUGGAGCAGAAACUGACUAAGAACCGGAAGGCAGAAAAAGCUAAAAUCCAGCAAAAACUGGACAAAAUUCAUAAUAACGUUAAAGGAGUUCAGCGACAGUUAAAAUUUGUGAAGCCAACCCCAGAAUUUGUUGAAAGACUCAGAGAAAUGAUGGAAGAAGUUGAAAUGGCAAUAAACACUUUUAAAGAAGAACAGCGGCAAAUAUAUGAGGAGCUUAUGAGAGAGGAGAAGACAGCUACAAAUGAGGUUAACACCUUGGAGAAAAAAAUUGAGCUGUGGGCACUAAGUACUUCAGCAAGAGGAAGAAUUUUCAAACAAGGAAUACUUCUGGUGGAUAAGGAGACACAAAAUCACCUGCCUUACGAAGUACUAGAGUUUGAAAGUUUCCUUCAACAGACAGGUGGAAGGCAAGGAGGUUGGGAUGAAUAUGAUCAUCAGGUCUUUUUAAAAUUGUGGACAAAGCAUAAAGGAAAACCAUCGUACAUAGAUGAAGUCCUUGAUCAUCUUCCUGACAGAACAAGGAAGGAUAUUCAGCAGCAUGAGAAAUGGCAUCAAGAAUUUCUAAUUUUAGAGGCACAAAAAAAGGAGUCCAUUCAAAAAUGGAAGAUAAAAAAGAAACAAGAAAGAGAGAAAAUUUUAGCCCAAAAGGAGAGACCAGAAAAAGUGCUCACUACAGUUAUACUGCAGCAUGAGAAAGCUCAGAAGGAAAAAGCUGAAGAGAAAAGGAAAAAACGACUGGAAGAGCUUGAUGCAUGGAAAAGACAAAAAGCAAUAGAAUAUGCAAUGAAACAGGCUGCACAGCUACAAGAAGAGGAGGAGAAGAAGAAGAAAAAGCAGAGAGAACAUCAGAGACAGUUUCAGAUAAAGUUGAUGUUGGAAGACUAUACUAGGCAGAAAAAAGAGGAAGAAGAGCGUUUGAGAUUUGAAAAGGAAAAAAGGGAGGAAGCUGAAAGGGAAGAGAAGAAAAGAACUGCUGCAGAAGAAAUUCUUAAGUUCCAAGAGCGAGAUCUGUAUAAAUUCGAGCUUAAGAUUCAAGAAAAACAGGCAAAAGAAGAUGAAAAGAUAGAAAAAGAAAAAAGAUUGUCUAAGUUGAGAGAAAAGGAAAACGGACCUUCUGCUGAAUUUGAUCAUGGCACACCGGUUGAUAGUUGCAAAACAUUGCAAGCUGUUGUUGAAAUUAAUGUAACCCGAGACCCAUGUAGGCUGCACAGGCCAACAAAAGUUUGGGAAGAACGGACAAAAGAAAUUGGACCAGCAGGUUCAGGACCACUUCUGCAUAUUCCACACAGGGCUGUCCCAAGCUGGCGACAAGGACUGUAGUUGGAUUUCUGCUAGAAAAUACAUAAAUGCAUGUAUAAAGUGCCUGGUUAUUUUUAUUAUUAUAGUUUUGUAAGACUUUGUUAUAAGAUAAAGGAUGUUCAUUUUAUACUGAGUAUGAAGUUAUAAAAUUUGCAUUUAUGUCAUGUUAAAUAAAAGAUCAAAUAUGCAUCUUUAUUUGGUUACUGCAAAACGUUCUGGCAAAGUGUAUAAGAAGGCAAUAAGGCAGAUGUAUUUUCUUCACCUUUUCCUGGAAUCUGAAUGUAACAAUUUAGGCAUAUGACUAGAAAUGAAUGCACUGCUUUUCAUAAUAAAGUUCUUUACAUUCUCA